UUAAACCCAAAGUCUCUCCUCCUCCUCCUCCUCCUCCUCCUCCUCAUUCUGUCUUGUCCUCUCUCUAAAACCAGCCGAAGCAGCCAUGGCGACAAUCUCAAUGGAUAUCGCAACAACCUUUGUAGGUUUAUUAAAAAGACAAACAUCAACCAUUCCUACUACAACCACUGCUUUCCCUCUUCUAUGGAGAAGAACCACCAAUCGUCUCAUUUCAUCUUCUUCUUCUCCUCUUCUUCGAACAUCAUCUUCAAACGUAUUACUCUCUAAUUCUCAUUUCAGGAAGAGAAGUAUUCGUAGAUUUAUUGCUUCUGCUACACAGGCUGAUACUUCAGAUGAUAGUGUUCUCACUAAGAUUCCUCCUGAUAAUCGAAUUCCUGCAACAAUUAUUACUGGAUUUUUAGGUUCUGGAAAGACAACUUUGCUGAAUCAUAUUCUGAAUGCUGAUCAUGGAAAGCGCAUAGCUGUAAUUGAGAACGAGUUUGGUGAAGUAGAUAUUGAUGGUUCCUUAGUUGCUUCAAAAACUACCGGAGCCGAGGAUAUAGUUAUGCUCAAUAAUGGUUGCCUUUGCUGCACUGUGAGGGGUGAUCUUGUUCGGAUGAUUGCAGAAUUAGUAUCGAAGAAGAAAGGGAAAUUCGAUCACAUUGUUAUAGAGACAACAGGCUUAGCGAAUCCAUCGCCAAUCAUCCAAACAUUUUAUGCUGAAGAUCAAGUUUUUGAUAAUGUCAAGCUGGACGGUGUUGUUACAUUAGUGGAUGCUAAACAUGCUGCUUUUCACCUGGAUGAGGUAAAGCCCAAGGGAGUAGUUAACGAGGCUGUGGAGCAAAUCGCUUAUGCAGACCGCAUUAUACUAAACAAGAUUGAUCUCGUGGAUGAGCCAGCGAUCGCUUCCUUGACCCAGCGGAUAAGGACUAUUAAUGGCAUGGCUAAUCUAAAGCAGACUAAGUUUGGACAAGUAAAUUUGGAUUAUGUUCUUGGGAUUGGAGGCUUUGACUUGGAGAGGAUUGAGAGUGCCGUGGACGUUAAAGAUUCAAAGGAAGAGCACCAUAGUCAUGACCAUGACCACGGCCACGAUCACCAUCAUCACGAACAUGAACAUAAGCACGAGCAUCACCACAAUCAUGAUCACACUCAUGAUCCUGGUGUUACUUCUGUCAGCAUUGUAUGUGAAGGUACCCUGGAUCUUGAGAAGGCAAAUAUGUGGUUGGGUACAUUGUUGAUGGAAAAAAGUGAUGAUAUAUAUCGUAUGAAAGGUCUUCUUUCAGUUGGUGGUAUGGAUGAGAGAUUCGUUUUCCAGGGGGUUCAUGACAUUUUCCAGGGCUCACCUGAUCGAUUAUGGGGGCCAGAGGAACAGAGAAUAAACAAAAUUGUGUUCAUUGGGAAGAACUUGGACUCACACGACCUGGAGAAGGGUUUCAAAGCUUGUUUACUGUGAUAAGUCAAUAUAGUCAUUACCUCGUGACAGCUUCCAUAAGGGUGCCAUUUUUAGCCCUUUGAUAUUUCAUCAUAGAUAUGUAUCAUCUCGAGGAUAUAUUUAGGAAUUAAAUUAGUUUGUUAUUAUUUUUUUUUUACAUCUCGAGGAUAUUACUCUUAUUUUCUGAUCAGGAUUCACGAAACAUGAACAAAAUAGCAUGAAAUAUCAUUGUAAACAAAAAAUGAAGAACCAUAGGGGAAGAGUUUGUUUUAAC
Messenger RNA from Papaver somniferum (opium poppy), 1685 nucleotides. RefSeq names its product COBW domain-containing protein 1-like. NCBI's taxonomy places the organism in Eukaryota, Viridiplantae, Streptophyta, Magnoliopsida, Ranunculales, Papaveraceae. The transcript is spliced from 10 exons. Gene Ontology annotation, cellular component: cytoplasm. The record is from RefSeq and is a predicted model, not a curated record. The coding region runs from base 86 to 1432 and encodes 448 amino acids.